Lasiodiplodia theobromae is the source of this 1128-nucleotide messenger RNA. RefSeq names its product C6 transcription factor. Gene Ontology annotation, cellular component: nucleus. Gene Ontology annotation, biological process: regulation of DNA-templated transcription. Gene Ontology annotation, molecular function: DNA-binding transcription factor activity, RNA polymerase II-specific; zinc ion binding; transcription cis-regulatory region binding. The coding region runs from base 1 to 1128 and encodes 375 amino acids. The record is from RefSeq and is a predicted model, not a curated record. The transcript is spliced from 2 exons. Lineage: Eukaryota; Fungi; Ascomycota; Dothideomycetes; Botryosphaeriales; Botryosphaeriaceae.
AUGGCUGCGCAAACCUCGCCCUCCACCAACGGCGGGCCCUAUUCCGCCUACGCCGCCAGUCCGCCCACGCCGCGCCACCAGCUCAAGCGCUCCCAGAGCAGCGCCGGCUUCGAGAGCUCGCCCGCGAGCCAGCAUGACGACGAUGACCAGGCCCCCUCCAAGAAAGCCGCCCAGAAGCGCGCUUGCAACGAGUGUCGCCAGCAAAAGUUGAAGUGCGACGUCGUCCAAGACCCCUUCACGCCAUGCUCGCGCUGUCGCAAGCAGAACCUCACCUGUCAGGUCUCUGCAAACUUCAAGCGCAUCGGCAAGCGCAGCCGCCAUGCCGAGAUGGAGCGCGAGGCGAUUGACCUGAAGACCCGCGUCAAGGAGCUUGAGCAGCGCGAAUUUGAGCUCAAGCAGCAGUUGUCUUCGCUCGGUGUCGCGCCCUCGGCUAACGUCGCCGUCCCCGGCCCUCACGGCCUCGCUCACGACAACGGCCAGUCGACAAUGUUCCAGAAUUUCCUCUCCAAUGGCCAACAACAGUCACAAUACUCGGGAGGAACCCACGAUGACGCUGUGUCGUCGCUGGUGAGCUUGAAGCAGGGUUUCGGCGGUGCGGGCGCCUUUGACCGCAACCACGCCUACAACCUGGGCGCCGUCUACCUCACCACCGAGCAGGCCGAGGAGCUGUUCCGCGAUUAUUUCGCCCACUACCACCGCUUCCUGCCCCUGCUGGACCCUAACCAGAGCGUUGAGUCAUAUAUGAACCAGUCCAAGCUCCUCUUCUGGACAGUCAUAGUGAUAGCCGCUCGGCAUUGGCCCAAGGACCCGACUCUCCUGCAGAAGCUAACCCCCUCGUACCGUGCCCUGCUGUGGACUACCAUUUCCGAUGUUCCGCAGACGUACCAUGUCGUCAAAGGCAUGUGCUUACUGUGCACCUGGCCCCUGCCAGCCAGUAGCACCACCAUGGAUGAGACCUUUAUGCUUGCUGGAGUCAUGAUGCAGAUCGCUAUGCACCAUGGCCUGCACCAGCCAUCCCAUGCCCAAGACUUCUCGCGCACUCACGUCCAGCUUAGGGAUGAUGAGAUCAAGGACCGCCUGUCGACAUGGGCGGUGUGCAACACGGUUGCGCACUGGCAAGUCACCUGA